GUCCUGCCAGAGUAACCUCUCUGUUUCCUGUGUGUAUAUGUUUGUGUGUGUGUGUGUGUGUGUGUGUGUAGGUGGGGUCCUGCCACAGUAACCUCUCUGUUUCCUUUGCCUUGCAGAUGUCCAGGCUCAGGUGACAAGCGGUGAGGGACAUCAUCUUUCCCGCCCAUACUCCACCUGUCUACUUUUAGACCGAUAGCACACACCUGUGGCGCAGAAGAUGUGGCUCCUUGAGGACCAACCGGGGUGUUUUCUGUGGCAGUGGCUUGGUCUUCUGUUUGUUGGUAGAAGGGCAGGGCAGAAGUAACAUGCUAAUGAUAAUUGAUCAAAUGAUAAUGAUAUAAUCUUGUUAAUAAGUCAUUGCUCAGCACGUAUUCAAUAGUUAGUUCUGUCCACUUUAUAAAGUAGUCUGUAAGGUAUUAUUAGGCUGCCAUAACUUGCCUUCAGACAUCACAGCUGUUUUGUUAUUUCAUGAUAACAUAAUCCCACAUUGUAUUGUGAAAAUAUAUUGUAAAAAAAAAUGAUAUGGGCUUAAAGAUUAAAGGUGUGCUUUGUAAAUUCAUUUUACUAAAAUCCAUCCUCAAUUUUCACUUUGAUCAGUAAUAGCCAAAGUUAAGUUACUCAACAUGAAAGGGGGUGCAUUAUCACAAAAUAACAGCACAGUUUUAUUGAUGUGGUCAGCGGGACAGAACAUGUAGAGCUGCUCUGGAACCUCCUCGGCUGAGUGCUCCUACCAACGUUUCUGUACAUAACACUCCAGAACUGUGUGCAAUGGCAGUUCACGUGAAAGAAUGAAAACAUGAAUGAAUACAUGAAUGAAUCAGUAUAGCAGUAAUUCAUUCAUUCAGUCAGUCAAUGGAUAGAUGAAUGUGUUGUUCCCAUCAGAGUGUGGGCUAGCCCCCCUGAAUAACCGGAUGGUGGGGGGUACGGACGCCCGGAUCGUGGGGGGUACGGACGCUCCUUCGGGCAGCUGGCCGUGGCAAGCCAGUCUUCACCUGAAUGGGAGACACAUCUGUGGUGGCAGCCUCCUCAAUAGCCAGUGGGUCCUCACCGCAGCCCACUGCAUACUCAGUCGUCAGUUGAGCAGCUGGACGGUCUACCUGGGCCGUGAGGUGCAGUCGGGCAGCAACCCCAACGAGGCGAGCGUGUCCGUGACGAGGAUCACCACGCACCCCAACUACAACAACACGCUCUUCAACAACGACAUCGCGCUCAUGGAGCUCGGCUCCACUGUCACCUUCACCAACUACAUCCGGCCCGUCUGCCUGGCCACCGGCACCAGCGCCUUCCACAGUGCCACCGCCUGCAUGGCCACCGGUUGGGGUAACGUCGGCAGAGACGAGUCGCUCCCUGCGCCACAGACCCUCCAGGAGGUGGAGGUCCCCGUUGUAGGGAGCAGGCAGUGCGCUUGCCAGUACGUCCCGGCGUCGGGUGCUGUCAUCACAUCGCAGAUGAUAUGCGCCGGUUCCUCAGGCAAGGGUGUAUGUCAGGGGGACUCUGGGGGACCCCUGCAGUGCAAACAGGGUGCCCAGUGGAUCCAAGCCGGCCUCUCCAGCUAUGGGGUUCCCUGUGCCACUGGACGCUUCCCAGAAGUCUUUGCACGCGUCUCAGAGUUCCAGUCGUGGAUCACAGACAACUUGGGCGGGGCGAGUGUCGGGUUUGUCACCUUCAACGCCUCGGGCAACGAUAGUGACAGCAGUUUCCAGUGUAACAGCACCCCGACCACGCCGGCCACCUCCUCAGCGGCCACCUCCUCAGCGGCCACCUCCUCAGCGGCCCUCGGCCUCCUCUCUCUGGCCCUCCUGCCUGGACUCUGGUUCACUGUCCCCCACUGA
Molecule: messenger RNA, 1832 nt
Organism: Clupea harengus (Atlantic herring)
Lineage: Eukaryota; Metazoa; Chordata; Actinopteri; Clupeiformes; Clupeidae
Exons: 4
Coding region: 861-1832 (323 amino acids)
Biological process (GO): proteolysis
Molecular function (GO): serine-type endopeptidase activity
Source: RefSeq, a predicted model, not a curated record